AUGAAAAACAACAAAAAGGAAAAUUAUGGUUCAAUUUCGAAAAACAGUAUUGACAGUGAUGAAAUGAAUUAUAAUAUACAUAAUAAUAAAAAGGAUAUUAUAAAAAAAUAUCUAAGUGCAGUAGAGGAAGAUAUGAAAGAAGAAAUAGAAAACUUUUCAGACAAUAUUUUAAAAAGUAAUCUUUCUUACAAUCAAUCUGAAGAAAGUAGCUUUAUAGAGAGUGAAGAUAAUAUUAUCUUAACAGAUAAAGAUAUUAGGAAUUCAGAUGAUGAAAAACAUUUAAUAAAUAAAGAAAAUAUAAAUAAUUCUUUUUCAAAUAGGAUAACUAAUAUUAUUAGUAAUAGCGAUAAUAAUUCAAAUUGUUUUUCAUUAAAUGAGGAUCUUAAUUAUCUUGAAGAUAAAAAAAAAUUUAAUGAUGAAAAGGAAGAAGGACAGUGUGAAAAAGAAGAGAAAGAAGAACAUUAUGAAGAAGAAGAAGAAAAAUAUGAAGUUAUGAGAACUGAUAAGGAUAUAAUUUAUAAAAUUAAUGAUAAUUUAGAAAUAGAUACUCUUUUAACUUUAGAUAAAUCAAGUGAAUUAGCAUCCAUCAAUGUAGAAGAUGAUAAAUUUUUUAUGAAUCAAUUACAAACAAUUAAAAAAAAAAAUUUAAUUUUUGAGAUGGAAAUCAAAGAUAUAAACGAUUGGAAAACUAAAUAUACAUAUUUAAUUUCAUCGUUUCGUAAAUUAGACAGAGAAAUUAAUAAAAUUAUAAAUAAUGAACACAUUAAUUUAUUAACUAGAAGAAGCAUUAAACAACACAAAGACUUUUUAGACAAUGAAUAUAAAGAAUGGUUAUUUAUAUCACAAAAAACUAUAUCUGAAUUUAAAAAAAACAUUGGAACACAUGUUUCUGAAUUAAAUGAAAAAGAAUAUUUAAUUCUAUCAAAAAAUAUUUUUGAGAAUUUAAAGGAAAAUAAUAUAGAAGAGAAUAAUAUAAAUUCUAUAUUAUACUUAUUUAUUAUAAAGCAAGAAUUAACAAUUAAUGAUAGUCUAAUGAAAUAUUUAGAAGAUUGCUAUUUAUCUACUAAUACUGAUAAAUUUUUGCAAAACACAAUGAAAAAAAUAAAUGAAAUGAAAAAUAAUAUUAAGAAUAUUGGAGGAAAUACAGGAAAAUGGAAUGAUGAUGAUAAUAAUUAUUUUAUAAAAGUAUACGAGAAUAACAAAACUUAUGGAGAUGAAAUAAUUGUUAAAAUAUUAAAAAAUGGCAUAAAUAAAAGUGAGGAAGAAAUAUACGAACAUAUUUCAUGGUAUCAUAAAUAUCUCACUUAUAACAAUUUAAAGAUAAAAUAUAUGAAUAACAUUAACAUCAUAAAUAUUAAUGACCAAAAGAAGAAUAAUUCUAAAGAUACAGAAAAAAAAUUUAUGAUACAAAAAUGGAAGGAAAAAAAAAAGAUAAAAAUAAAAGAGCUAGAACAAACAAAAAAAGAAGAAAUGAAAAUAAAAAAAAAAAUGAGAGAGGAAAUUAAAAAAAAAAAACAGAUGAUACAAGAACACUUAAACUCAAAAAAGGAGGAAAUGAAAAAAAAUAAUCAAGAGAAGCGUCAAAAGAGUAUCCUUUCUGAAGAAAUGUUGCAAAGAAUAAACGAGAGAAAUGAAAGAAUUUUACAAAAAAAAGUUCAAUCAAAUUUAAAUUUCAAUGAAGAAAAUAAUGAAAAGGAUAAAAAAAUAAAGCAAAAAUAUACGCACAUCCAAAAAAAUAUUUUAAAAAGGAUUGAAUCAAGUGUUGAGACUAUAAAGAAUAUUUUAUAA
Molecule: messenger RNA, 1788 nt
Organism: Plasmodium gallinaceum
Lineage: Eukaryota; Apicomplexa; Aconoidasida; Haemosporida; Plasmodiidae
Product: conserved Plasmodium protein, unknown function
Exons: 18
Coding region: 1-1788 (595 amino acids)
Source: RefSeq, a predicted model, not a curated record